AUGAUGUUAACAUACAACCCUCAGAUGUUAUUAUCCGAAAUGAAGCCCACAGUCUCCACGAUGGCUGCCGUUUUAGCUGUGCUGACGUUCCACGUUGUAACGGUGCCGUCACAGGGCACGGAUGAGAAGCUUGCUCAAGAGAUGAAGUGUUUGAACGUGAUCCCUUCAAAUCAGUGCAACUUGGAGGUAACUUAUGGGUCACCGGUGGGAACCCUGCAGUGCGACCAGAAGGUUCCCCAAACUCAAGGCAACACACUAACUGUGCCCCCUGUGCUGACUGUUUCUCCAGGGAUAGGCACAAUACGCAGAGUUGUCAUGGUCAUGGUUGAUCCAGAUGCUCCUGUGUCCAAAACGGAAGGAUUCGUCCACUGGAUUGCUGAUGCAACGGUUGAUCCGGCCGGCAGCGUCAUAACUGGAACAGAAUACAUAGACUACUACCCACCGACGCCUCCCAUAGGUCACGGCGAGCAUCGCUACCAGUUUUUCUUGUACAGGCUACAGGAUGAUCAGUCUCUCAACGUCAGCAAAAGCCGCAAGUUCAGCCUGUGCUCUUUCGUGGACAAGAACCAACUCGGCAAACCAGUGGCUGCAACUCAGUUCCGGUUUGAGCGUCUCCAAACUGAAUGA
Candidula unifasciata is the source of this 627-nucleotide messenger RNA. The record is from the annotation of a GenBank genome assembly. NCBI's taxonomy places the organism in Eukaryota, Metazoa, Mollusca, Gastropoda, Stylommatophora, Geomitridae.